CGUCGACGAGGAGAACUGCCUGACGGCCGCGCGCAAGCCCGACGCCGCGCGCCUCUGCCACAUCCCGCGCCCGCAGGACUGCGUCGUGGGGCCCUUCUCCUCCUGGUCCACCUGCCCCAGAGGGUGCGCCGGCGACGACGACGAGGCCGGGCCGGGCCGGCCGGCCAACCAGACGCGCGUGCGCUCCGUGCUGGUGGCGCCGCUGCACGGCGGCCGCGA
This is a messenger RNA of Gryllus bimaculatus (two-spotted cricket), 219 nucleotides long. The record is from the annotation of a GenBank genome assembly. Lineage: Eukaryota; Metazoa; Arthropoda; Insecta; Orthoptera; Gryllidae.